CCGAGGUUUUUGCUAGGGAACCGACAGUUGUCGCCCCGCCCCCCCCGGGGGCUUUUUGUCCCGUUAACUGUCGGAGUGGCGGGGGCUCCGGUGCCGGGCGACAUGCCGGUGCGCUUCAAGGGGCUGAGUGAAUACCAAAGAAACUUUCUGUGGAAAAAGUCAUAUUUGUCAGAGUCCUGUAAUUCCUCAGUUGGGCGAAAGUCUCCAUGGGCUGGACUUAGAUCAGAUCAAUUAGGGAUCACGAAAGAGCCAAGUUUUAUUUCAAAAAGAAGAGUCCCUCACCAUGACCCACAAAUUUUAAAAUCACUUAAGUGGAAUGGAACUACCUCAGAGAAUGAUGUGGUUGUAUCACCAGAACGUGAAGCUCCUGAAACACCAAAAUCACAAGAGGCAGAACCAAAAGAUGUUAACCAAGAAAGAGUUCUCUCAUUAGAAGCCUCCAGGGUUCCCAAAAGAACCAGAUCUCACUCUGCAGACUCCAGAGCUGAAGGAGCUUCUGAUGUUGGGGAAAAUAAUGAGGACGUAAUAACAAGCCAUAUACCAGUUAAUGAAAAUGUGGAACUAGAACAUUCUACCAAGUGUCUUUCACAAAAUGUAGAUAAUGGGUUGGAUAGACUUCUACGUAAGAAAGCUGGACUGACUGUUGUUCCUUCACAUAAUGCCUUGAGAAAUUCUGAAUAUCAAAGGCAGUUUGUUUGGAAGACCCGUAAAGAAACUGCUCCAGUCUUUGCAGCCAAUCAGAUUUUCCACAAUAAAAGCCAAUUUGUUCCACAGUUCAAAGGUAACUCAAUCAUCCAUGAAACUGAAUACAAAAGAAAUUUCAAGGGUUUAUCUCCAGUAAAAGAACCAAAAUUAAGAAAAGAUUUGAAAGAAAACGGAAAUCUUGAGACAAUAUCUCCUGAAAAAAAGUGUAAUAAGACAGAUGAUCCUUUAAAAUUAGAAGCAGAGAUGGAAUUAAAAGACUCAAACCAGCCUAAAAAGAAGCUUACUCCUUGGAGACAUCAAAGGCUUGGGAAGGUGAAUUCUGAAUAUAGAGCAAAAUUUCUGAGCCCAGCUCAGUAUUUGUAUAAAGCUGGGGCUUGGACACAUGUGAAGGAAAACAUGCCAGAUCAGGGUUCUCUAAAUGCCAUGUGGUAUGCAGAGGUUAAAGAACUUCGAGAGAAGGCUGAGUUUUAUAGGAAACGAGUUCAGGGAACACAUUUUUCUCGGGACCAUCUAAAUCAGAUUCUGUCAGAUAAGAACUGCUGUUGGGAUGUCUCCUCAACCACAAGCUCAGAAGGAACCAUUAGUAGCAACAUCAGAGCAUUAGAUCUUGCCAGAGAUCCUACAAGCCACAAGGCUUUGCAGAGAUGUCCUUCUACAAAACUAGAAGAAAAAAGACAUAUCUCGGAAGAACAGCCCCAGAAAAAUACCACGGAGAAAUUGGGAAUGUCAGGCACUCCCACCAUACCUGUUACAAGGCGGCUGGCUUGGGAUGCAGAGAAUACCAAUGAAGACACACAGAAACAGCCCAGAGGGGAGGAGGAGGAGGAGGAGGAAGAAAAGGAAAGGGAUAAGCAGGUUUAUAUGGGAGAGCUAGAGAAGUUGGAUGUACCUGACAAAUCUAAGGUAGACAAGAUGAAAGAAGGGUUAGAUUCUUCUUCCGUAUCCUCAGGAAAUGGAGGCAGGCUUCCUACUCCGAAGCUGAGAGAACUUGGUGGAAUCCAAAGGACUCAUCAUGAUCUUACUACUCCAGCUGUUGGUGGUGCUGUUUUAGUGUCUCCAUCUAAACUGAAGCCUCCAGCCCCAGAACAGAGGAAAAGAAUGUCCUCUCAGGAUUGUUUAGAAACUUCGAAGAAUGAUUUUACUAAGAAAGAAAGUCGUGCUAUAUCCCUACUGACUUCUCCAGCUGCUGGUAUAAAAACAGUUGAUCCUCUGCCUUUGAGGGAAGAUUCUGAAGCCAAUAUCCCCAAAUCUGCUGAGGCAACUCUUCCAGUUUCAAAAAUUCCAGAAUAUCCACCAAACACCCCUGGACAGUCACCUUCGUCACCACAUCCUCCAUCCUAUUGGCAUCCCUCUCGUCGAAUUCAGGGCUCUCUGAGAGAUCCAGAAUUUCAGCAUAAUGUGGGAAAAGCAAGGAUGAACAAUUUCCAGUUACCUCAGCAUGAAGCCUUUGAUGAUGAAGAUGAGGACAGAUUGUCUGAGAUUUCUGCUCGUUCUGCAGCUUCUAGUCUCCGGGCUUUCCAAACUCUGGCACGAGCUCAGAAAAGGAAGGAGAAUUUCUGGGGUAAAACAUAAACCUGGUUGAUUUGCCUUUAUCUAAGGAACUAUUGGCAUAAUUUUUUUUUUUUUAUUGCUUACUGUGUUAAGAUUUUUUGAGUGUUUGAAUUUUUUUCUGACAUGUCCUGCUUAAAAAAAGAAGUAUUUGAUUUUUCAAUAGUCAAUUCCGUUUUCUCAGAACUUUAUAACACAGGCUUAUUAUGCAAAUUGAACUUUUUUUACAUCCCAGAAUACAAAGAUAUAGACUAUAUAGUUCUUCACAUGUUCUAACUUGAUUAGGUGUCAGGAAUAGAAUUUCACACAUCCAGAGAAUAUUCUAAAGAGAUAAACAAGAUUAAAUAAAAAUUAUGUGUGAAGUAUAUAUUUCCCUAAUAUUGGUUAUAUGCAUCCUUAUAAUUGUAGAAGUCCUAAAAUGAAUUUGUUAUUCCUUUAACUUUUGCUGCAUUGUUUCUUUUUAUUUUAGU
Messenger RNA from Cynocephalus volans (Philippine flying lemur), 2723 nucleotides. It is a transcript of the gene SAXO6, whose product is annotated as Mdm1 nuclear protein. The transcript is spliced from 15 exons. The record is from RefSeq and is a predicted model, not a curated record. Lineage: Eukaryota; Metazoa; Chordata; Mammalia; Dermoptera; Cynocephalidae. The coding region runs from base 103 to 2277 and encodes 724 amino acids. Gene Ontology annotation, biological process: retina development in camera-type eye; negative regulation of centriole replication. Gene Ontology annotation, molecular function: microtubule binding.